CUGGAGCCCGCUACUCUCCCGGGCAGAGCUGAAGUCGCACCAGACCUGCUGGAGGAGCAUCGUGAGGACCGUUAUACCGGCAGAGAUGGCGAAGGAGGGAACGGAGACGGCGGAGGAAACCGAGCAGAUGAUCGAGAAGAAUGGAGCUAAAGAGCCGGAGAGCGCCGUCAAUGCGCCGGAUUCAAAGGAAAUGCGCGCUGUGCUGCUUGCAGGCUUUGGGGGUCUAAACAAACUCAAAGUGACCAAGAAAGCCAUGCCUGAACCCCAAGAAGGAGAAGUGAAAAUCCGCGUUAAAGCAUGCGGCUUGAAUUUUCUCGAUCUCAUGGUACGUCAAGGAAAUAUCGAUAAUCCUCCGAAAACCCCUCUAGUGCCUGGAUUUGAAUGUUCUGGAAUAGUGGAAGCUGUGGGAGAAAAUACCAAAGGCUUUGAGAUCGGUGACCGAGUAAUGGCCUUUACAAACUACAACGCUUGGGCCGAGGUGGUGUGCACGCUGCAGGAUUGGGUUUAUAAGAUACCUGAUGAGAUGACUUUCCCCGAGGCUGCUGCUUUCUCUAUGAACUUUGUGGCUGCAUACAUGAUGCUGUUUGAAGUGGCCAAUCUCCGGGAGGGGAUGUCUGUAUUAGUUCACUCAGCAGGGGGAGGAGUGGGUCAAGCUGUUGCUCAGCUGUGCGCCACCGUCCCCGACGUCACGGUGUUCGGCACGGCCUCUCCCUUCAAACACGAAGCCAUCCGUCACUCCGUCACUCACCUGUUCGACAGAAACCUGGACUAUGUAGCAGAAGUUCGAAAGAUCUCGCCUGAAGGAGUGGACAUUGUUCUCGAUUGUCUGUGUGGUGAGAACACGGGGAAAGGUCUGAGUCUCCUGAAGCCCCUCGGCACAUACAUCCUUUACGGUUCUUCGAACAUGGUGACGGGCGAGACGAAGAGUUUCUUCACCUUCGCCAAAUCUUGGUGGCAGGUGGAGAAGGUUAACCCCAUCAAACUGUAUGAAGAAAACAAAGUCAUGGCUGGAUUUUCGCUGCUCAGCCUCCUCUUUAAGCAGGGUGGCUGCAGCCGAGUGAAAGGCGCUGUCAACAAACUGCUUUCGCUCUACAGUGAGAAGAAGAUCAGACCUUUAGUGGAUUCCCUAUGGGCUCUUGAGGAGGUGAAGGAGGCCAUGCAGAGAAUCCACGACAGAGGAAACAUCGGAAAGCUGAUCCUGGAUGUGGAAAAGUCUCCCACUCCUUUAAUGGCGAGCGACAGCACCGAGACGAGCGAGGCGGGUGAGGAAGAGGAGGAGCAUGAAGGAGACAGUGAUAAUAAGGAGCGAAUGCCCUUCAUCCAGUAGACCCCAGUGACGAGCCGCAGGGGAAGGAGAGACUGUGAGGGGAUGAGUGACCCGUGUUCCCCCCACGCUGUAGUGAAGUGUACGAGUGUGUGACUGUAGUGCAUCUGAAAAUAUCCUUCUUGCCAACUCAAGUGCCAUUCCCAGCACAGUGCUGAAGUGUUCCAGUGUUUCCUGAUGUGUGUGUGUGUGUGUGUGUGCGCUUCUGCUUCCCACCUCUGUGGAUGUGUUGACCGUGUGGUGUGCAGUUCUGCUCUGUUAGUGACUGAGGAAAGCAAGGCUCAGCGCCUGACUCCGUGUCUGACUCCAUGUCUGCCUCUGUGUCUCUGUGUCUGCCUCAGUGUGAGGUUUAACACAGCCUGUAGACUUUGAGGCUCUAAGGCAAGGAAAAAAUGUAGUAAGUUUGUAAAACAAAAUCUGAAAGGAGGGAGGGAGGGAGGGAGGGAGGAAGGAAGGAAGGAAGGAAGGAAGGAAGGAAGGAAGGAAGGAAAGACAGAAAGAAACAAAGACAGAAAGAAAGAAAACUGGGAAAAGGAAGGGAGGAAGGAAGGAAGGGAGGGAGGGAGGAGAGAAGGAUGGAAAGAAAGAAAGAAAGAAAGAAAGAAAGAAAGAAAGAAAGAAAGAAAGAAAGAAAGAAAGAAAGAAAGAAAGAAAGAAAAACAAAUAAAGAAAACUGGGAAUAGUAAGGAAUGGGAAUGGGAAUAGGAAGGAAGGAAGAAAGGAAGGAAAGACAGAAGUCUUCUUCAAAGACAGAAGUCCAGAGCCUUUAGGACACUACGCUGGUCACACAGCAGGACCAAGCAGGUAGCUCUCUCUUUCUCAGAUUGUAAUUCAGCAGGAAGUGAUUUGAGCUUUAGAAAGGAGGUGAAGCUGAGCAGCAGCAGCAGAGUGAAGGAGAGCAGACACUGUUGGCUUUUGUGAUUCUGCAUGUGUGUGUGGAUCUGUGUUGUGUUUACACUCUGGUGCCUGUGCUGAGUUCAUGUUUCAAAAAGUAUAUUUUUGCAAGAGUGUAAUGUGUGUAGAGAGAACUGUAACUGUACCUGUACUUCUACCCGUACCUGUACCUGUAUCUCUACCUGAAGCUCUACCUAUACCUGUUCUUCUACCUAUACAUGUCUCUAUACCUCUAUCAUACCUCAUACCUCUAUCUGUACCUGUAACUGUACCUGUACCUAUACAUGUACCUCUCCCUAUACAUGUACCUCUCCCUGUACCUGUACAUCUAUCUCUACCUAUACCUCUACCUGUACCUCUCCCUACACAUGGUCCUCUCCCUGUACCUGUACAUCUAUCUCUACCUAUACCUCUACCUGUACCUCUCCCUACACAUGGUCCUCUCCCUGUACCUGUACAUCUAUCUCUACCUGUACCUCUACCUGUACCUAUACAGUACAUGUACCUCUCCCUGUACCUGUACAUCUAUCUGUACCUGUAACUGUACAUGUACUUCUACCUGAACCUCUACCUAUACAUGCACCUCUCCCUGUACCUCGAUCUGUACCUGUACCUAUACAUGUACCUCUCCCUAUACAUGUACCUCUCCCUGUACCUGUACAUCUAUCUCUACCUAUACCUCUACCUGUACCUCUCCCUACACAUGGUCCUCUCCCUGUACAUCUAUCUCUACCUGUACCUCUACCUGUACCUAUACAGUACAUGUACCUCUCCCUGUACCUGUACAUCUAUCUGUACCUGUAACUGUACAUGUACUUCUACCUGAACCUCUACCUAUACAUGCACCUCUCCCUGUACCUGUACCUCGAUCUGUACCUGUAAUUGUACCUGUACCUAUACAUGUACCUCUACCUGAACCUGUACCUAUACCUCUGUUUGUACCUGUACCUCUACCUGAACCUGUACCUGUACCUCUGUUUGUACCUGUACCUAUAGCUGUAUCAGUACCUUCAUUCCUAACCUGUUCCUGUACCUCUCCCUAUACCUGACCCUAUAAUUGUACCUAAACACCUUCUGUACCUGUCCCUCUAUAUCUACCUGUACCUUUAACUGUACCUGUGCCUGUAUCACAUACACUGUACCCUAACAUAAGGAAACAACAUGCAUCACACAUACCUCUAAUCAUACAUACUGAAUAAUUAUGCAUAACCGAUAUCUGUCAGAACAUUCCACAACAAGUGAAACACAUUAAAAUGAGUAAAAUUAGAAACAAAGUGAGAAAAGAAAACAGAAAGAGAAUGGCUGUACUGUACUUUCUUUAGUGCCAGUUUAGGAGGGAAAUAUAAAAUUAUUUUUAUACUCUGAGACAUAACUAGAAAAUGAAAUUGUAAGAUAGAAAAGAAAAUAUUUACUUACUUCCAAAUCUCUCCAAAAGAAUGAAAGAAAAAAAGGUAUUUUUAUGGCUUUCAAAGGAAUAACUGUCUAAAGUCAUGUUUCUUACUGAUAUUAUAGAAAGCACAAUAGGAAAGAAGGAAAAAGAGCCUUAACUUUUGAAAUGUUAAAGGUAAUGACUGUAAUUUUGGGGAGGAUGAAGCAAAGUAAAGCGGAAGAGAAAAUGUUUACUUAUUUCAAGUGACAGAAAGAAAGCAAGGAAGAAGAAAAGAAGGCAUGAAAGAAAAUGUUAAAAACUGAUUUUAGAGCUAAAUGAUAAAGAAAGAUUGAAGGGAAAAGAAGAGACAGAUUAAUUAUCAUUUUAGUUACAAAAAGCAUCUCAUAAAAAUAAAAGAUGACAAGAAACUAGUCUCUAACCAUCACCACACUUUCAUCACCACAAACUGACCCUGAUGCUGAGGUUUGAAUAGUGAGAGGUCAAUGAUAUGCCACACUCCGGUCCAGUCUUUCCAUAACUCCAGUAUGUUGUGUGAAAUUUCAGUCCCAGGCUAUAAAAUGGCUUUUUUCUUCCUGUUCCUAGUGUCUCAAGUGUGUGAAAGCUCGAUGACUUGCCUUAAAAAGUAGAACUCUUCAUGCUUGGUAAUUGUGUCUAGAGUCAUUCCAGGCAGAAAUGUUUAGAUGUAGUGAAGCUGAUUUGCUUUUGCUGUGUUGUGUAUAGAAAGAGUUAAAAAAUAAUAAUAAUAAUAAUAAUAAUAAAAGACUUGCAGAGA
Hemibagrus wyckioides is the source of this 4380-nucleotide messenger RNA. It is a transcript of the gene vat1l, whose product is annotated as vesicle amine transport 1-like. Gene Ontology annotation, molecular function: oxidoreductase activity. Lineage: Eukaryota; Metazoa; Chordata; Actinopteri; Siluriformes; Bagridae. The record is from RefSeq and is a predicted model, not a curated record. The coding region runs from base 86 to 1327 and encodes 413 amino acids. The transcript is spliced from 9 exons.